This is a messenger RNA of Oncorhynchus mykiss (rainbow trout), 720 nucleotides long. NCBI's taxonomy places the organism in Eukaryota, Metazoa, Chordata, Actinopteri, Salmoniformes, Salmonidae. The record is from RefSeq and is a predicted model, not a curated record.
AUGUAUACAAUGCAGAGCUGGACUUGUAUUUGUCUUAUUAUUUGCAGUAUGCAGAGCGUGUGUCAUUGCUGUGACUGGAGCCGACACCACUACGGUCACUUGAGCGCAGAAUACCUUUCCCUGCUGGACCAGAUGGGAGGAGAUAUAACAAAGCAGAAUGCCCCAGUCUUUUUCCCAACAUCACUUUACAGACACAUAGAUGAUGCCGAGGUUGAGGACAAAGUCAGAUUCCGGAACGAGGCCAUCUAUAAAAUCACAAAACUGUUUGAUGGGAAUAUGAAGUCCGUCACCUGGAACAAGAAAAACCUGGACGAUUUCCUCAAAAUUCUAGAAAACCAAUUUGAGAACCUCAAUUCCUGCGUAAUAUUGUUUCAUUUUGUCCGACAUGUAUCACCUGCCAUGAAACCUGAGAGGAGACUGAAACGGUACUUCAAGAAGUUGAAUAGGAAGGUUCUGAGAAAAAUGGUGAGUUUGAUUUCAACUACAGUGCUCAUCAGGAAAGAGAUGAAACGUCAUCUGCAAAUAUUGGAUAUCCUUAUGGCACAAUUGUACUGACAAUCCAGACUCAUUUCAGAAGCUACACCCUUACCAGUUUAUAAAGCAUGAAUACAAUCAUGUGGGACCCUGUCAGUCUAUUUAUUAUAUUUAAAUAAUAAAUUAUCGUUUUUUAUUUUAAUAAUUUAUUAUUUAUAUUUUGUAUUUCCGGCGACAAAAGCCUGC